Messenger RNA from Cryptomeria japonica (Japanese cedar), 1629 nucleotides. Its product is annotated as pentatricopeptide repeat-containing protein At2g33760-like. Bases 1 to 1629 code for a protein of 542 amino acids. Gene Ontology annotation, biological process: RNA modification. Gene Ontology annotation, molecular function: protein binding; RNA binding. Lineage: Eukaryota; Viridiplantae; Streptophyta; Pinopsida; Cupressales; Cupressaceae. The transcript has 7 exons. The record is from RefSeq and is a predicted model, not a curated record.
AUGUCAUGGCCCUCCACUACUCAUCUCAAUCUCACUGCAUUAUGUAGAGAUGGCCAGUUGAACGAGGCGCUGCACAUUCUUCUUACCACAUACAACCCUCCUGAAGAUCACUCUACAUAUCUUCAAUUAUUGCAGACAUGUAUUCUCAAGAAAGCGCUCUCACAAGGGAGAAAUGUCCACUCUUUCAUCGCUCACAGGCAAUUUGCAAUUGCUACGCCCACAACUUUUCAUAAUAAGCUUAUUCACAUGUAUGUCAAAUGCGGAAGUUUGGUGGAUGCCCGUAAAGCGUUUGAUUACAUGAAAAAACGAGACAACGUCUCUUGGAAUACAAUUAUUGCAGGGUAUGGAAAACAUGGUUAUCCUCACGAGGCUGUCACUCUGUUUCACUAUAUGCAACAAACAGGUCUCCAACCGGAUCGGUUUACAUUUGCCAGCGUACUCCCGGCCUGUGCCAAAAUUGGAGCUCUAGAACAGGGUGUGGAAAUCCACCAAAGCAUAAAGGAUGAAGGGAUUUUGUCUGAUGUUGUUGUUGCAACUACCCUGGUAGACAUCAUAGACAAGGCAAGUGAACUGUUUGACGGAAUGCCUCAAAGAGAUGUCGUUUCGUGGAAUAUAAUGAUUGCAGGAUAUUCACAAAAUGGAUUUGUUGAGAAGGCUUUAGAAACAUUUGAGCGAAUGCUAUCGGCAGGUUUUAAACCAGACUCUGUAACCUUCGUCAGCAUCCUCCCUGUGUGUGCUAAAAUGGGCGCUUUGGAACAGGGCAUGAGCAUCCAUCGAAGCAUAAUGGAGGGCGGAUUUUUGUCAGAUAUUAAUGCUUUAGAAAUUUUCAACAAAAUGCGAUUGGCGUGUGUAAAGCCAAACUCAACGACCUUUGUCAGCGUCCUCCCUGCCUGUGGCCAAAUGGGAGCUUUGGAGCAGGGUAUGGAUAUCCAUCAAAGCAUAAUGGAAGGCGGAUUUUUUUCAGAUAUCAAGGUUGGAAAUGCGCUGGUAGACAUCCAUGCAGGUUUAGUGAAUGACGGCUGUACAUACUUCAGUUACAUGAGUAAUCCUUAUCGCAUUACACCUACAACUGAUCAUUAUGUGUGCAUGGUUGACCUCCUUGCCCGCGCUGGCUAUCUUGAGGACACCCUAAACUUUAUCAUUAAGAUGCCAGUUAAACCUGUAGUGGUUGUGUGGAUGUGUUUUCUUGGUGCCUGUAGAUCACAUAAGAAUAUAGGCUUAGGAGUAUUUACAGCGUUGCUGCUUCUUGAUUUGGAUCCUAAGAAUGCAACGUCUUAUGUUCUUCUCUCAAACAUAUAUGCAGAAAUGGGCAGGUGGGGUGAGGUUCAAAUGAUCGCAUCCACAGACACGGGAUAUCCAUGCAAACUGGGAGAAAUUGUCUUGGGAGAUGAAGUUAGCGAGGGCAGAAUGCUGUCAUCAGAUGGGGUGAGAAUCACCGAUCUACGAUCUUUCAGCGAUGUUCUCCAAGAUGAAGAGAGGAUUAAGAAAAUGACGGGAAUUGAUCUUUCUGAAAAUUUUGAACUGGAAGGACAUCAUCUCAUCUUAAUGGAGAGAUGUUUAAGGUUUUCAUUAAUUCGAAGCUUGCUAAUCACUGGCAAUGCCAUUGUGGUAGAAGUAGAGACUGAUUAA